CACUCACCCUCCACACCCACUGCCGCCGCGGCGGUUAUCUCGUCGCAGCACAAUGAGGACCAAAAGUCGCCGACGCGGGAUGGAUCCUGCCGGAGCCGCACCCGAAGCCUCUAAGCGACCGAGGCUCGCUCUACAACGCUCUAAGAAACGCACCCCGCCCGCAGAACAGGCACCACCCCGAUACCGCCAGACAAACCUCGAUGACUUCUCAGAUGUUCGGCCGACUCAUGCAGCAUCCCGAGCUGCCCAGCGAAAUGGCACCGCUUCGGAUAAGCCGCCUCAAUUGCAGCCUAUUGGUGCAAAUGUGGUCGCGAGCUACGCAGAGCUGGUACAACGGAAGAGGCGCGGAAAGGCCAAGAGGGGUGGACGGAACGAUUAUACGACGGACAAUAUAUCCGGAUCUGAGCGGGGAGCUAUGCCACUGGGGAACUCGAGGGCGGGCAUGUCUGCCACAGACGUCGUCUUCUGCUCCGAGCCCGUCCUGCGCAUGUAUGAUGGGACAGCGGAUGAACCGGAGGCGCCGGAAGUUAGAACAGGACAGAUACCACCGUAUCCUGUGACGAGGCCCUAUCAUCUCGGCGGCCUAGGGCGCUAUGGCAUCGAUGGCAAAUUCGAAUCGGCUCGCAAUGACACCAAUCGGGGAAGUGCCAAUGAAGCACGGAUACUUUCCCCGCCGCGAGAAUUCACUCCUAUCAAUCCCAGAAUUGCGGGCGUCACAGAACAGUCUUUACCCCAGUUCUCGCCUAUGCAAUUCCAGUCUGACGGCUUCAUCCACCUGAACGAUGAAGUGGAGGACGGUGGAGAGGACGAGAUGGAUAAGGACGAGGAAUACAAGGACAGAAUGGAAGUGGAUGCAGAUCAAGACGAGGAUCAGAACGCAGAGAGCGAGGAUACCCCAGGAAAACAUUACCGCUUCAAUUUCGGCCAGUACAAGGGAACACCUUUCAGCGACGUCCUAUCCGACGUCAACUACCUUAAAAUGAUAGGCGGGCAGCCAGCUCUGCUCAACCGUCGCGGUGGCGAUUUACGAUCAGCAUUCGAGUAUUACUGCCCGCAAUAUAUUGCAAAGUCGACCCGAAACAACGCCAAUCACUUGUCAGCCGCCUCAAUCCCGAAUGUACCGAUGAGUAAUCCCCUUUCCCGCUCAAGUCUGCCCGUCAGGAAUGAUAGACCUCGCACGCGCGAUCCGAAACACCCGAAGGACUACGUGUUCGACUUCGGAAAAUAUUCAGGAACAAGAUUUGACGAAGCUCCGGGGCACUACUUGCAAUUGAUUGAAGGGCAAGUGCGAAAGGGCUUGAUGGACAAGAGAGCCGGCUUGAGAGAGGCGUAUGAGUGGCAUUGGUGGGGUGGGAAGAAUGAGUGAAGAUAGCGGUGAGGGUAAAGGCUGGUGUAAAAGGAUCUUAUAUGAUUAAUACCCGCUUUGAAUGACUGAGUGUGCGAGACUUGCGGAUAGGAACCCGGGUUCCUGGAACGAGUAGUCGCGAUCUCUACAAUAGGAAGGGAAUGUCUGCGAGUAGCAUAGGCUAUAUGAUAUGUAUUUGGGGAGCAAACGGUGGUAAUGAGUAG
Messenger RNA from Trematosphaeria pertusa, 1569 nucleotides. RefSeq lists its product as uncharacterized. Bases 53 to 1366 code for a protein of 437 amino acids. The transcript has a single exon. NCBI's taxonomy places the organism in Eukaryota, Fungi, Ascomycota, Dothideomycetes, Pleosporales, Trematosphaeriaceae. The record is from RefSeq and is a predicted model, not a curated record.